CGGCGCAUUUUAAUGACGUCUGUUGUGUUUUGGUGCUAUGUCCAUCGAGUACCUCUUUAGACCCGCGAUUCAUUGAGUGUUUUUUGUUCUGUUAAGCAUUUGCAAUGAAUAAGAAUAAGGCCAGAGGCGUGUCAUGGGUGAAACCAGAGGAACCGUCCUUUCUGAAGAAGUUUAAGAGUGAUGUUGGUUACAAAGAAGGACCGACUGUCGACACCAAGCGCCAGGAGAUGCCAACAUUGGACGAUGACAGCGGAAGUGAUCGAGAGGAUGAGUUACCUCAAGUUGUGGUCCUAAAAAGUGGAGACCUGACCGCAGAAGACGUGAAGAAGAUAAAGGGCAAACUGCCUACUGGAGGCGCAGAGAAAGACGAUGAAGCUCCUCCUGAUGGGAAAAUCUUGUUCAAGAAACCAGCCAAGCGCUCCUCCUCUGACAAAUUCCAGGGCAUCACCGCCAGCUCCAGCAAAAAGAAGAAGAGUGACAGAGGAGACAAGGAGGAGGAGGAGGAUGAGGAGAAGAAGCAGAAGGAGGUGAAUACUGGAAAGAAAGUAAAAAAUAAUAGCCUUCUGUCAUUUGGAGGGGAUGAGGAGGAAGAGGAGGAUUAAAUGUUACUGAUGAGAUGUAGGACUCAUUAACUUCUGUGACAGAAAGGGAUUAAAGUGAUGUUUGAACUUUUAAUGGUAUUUUUUUUUUAUUUUCCAUAAUAUUGACAAAUGUCAAUGAACAGUGUAUUCUAUACAGACACUGUCCCGAGUUCAUCAACUGUGUGCAGCCUGUUCAUUCUGUAGCUCACAGUGCCAGUGUUUUUGUAUUUUUUAAUGUUUUUAGUCCACUGACUGCAGAUAGCAUUAGUCCAACUGUGAUGUUAUUGAUGACUGUUCCAUUAAUUUUAGUAGACACUGAAAAUCAACUUGCAGAAAUAGAGAUGAACAUCUUGAUUCCCAUUUUUUUUGUGUGCUGUGUAUGUGAAGGAGCAGAGGCAUGACUUAAGGUUUAAUUCCACCAAUUUAACUCAUUAAAGUGAUAAUUGCAGGUCCUGGACAGCACCACUGCAUAUACGAGAAGGGUCGAGGUACAAAGCUCUUUGUGGCUAAAUUUGCUAAAUUGCCUCCAGUGUUUGAUGCAUUUUGGGUAAUGUAGGUGCCAGGGUUAGAAUGAAAAAACUUUCUGCCUUAAUGAGCUCUGUCUGAAAAUAUAAUCCUUAAAAUAAACAGAAAGCCUGUGCAGUUGUUGACUAAAAUACUGUGUAAUCUGACCAUUUGCAGCAUUUAAAAUGUCUCAUCUUACAUUACAUUAUGGAGUAAUGUCAAAAUUGAUUGUUGACCAACUUCCAACAAUCUUAGUCUCUGCACAUUUUGAGACUCCAUUAUUGAAAUAUUAAGCAAUAACAUGAAAGUUGACCCUCAGUACUAUUAAUGAAUGGACACUGAUAUAAAUACCGUUGGUGAAUCUCAGAUGUAGGCGAUUAAUCGCUAAUGGGCUAAAAAAAAUAAAAUUAAGCACACCAGUCUGGUUCUCUGUUUAGUCCUUUUUCAUUAAAGAUAUGACAAGAGAACAUGAGCAGUAGUUAAUGAGACAGUAAAGAAGUAAGAACCCAGGCAUUUCUGCUGGCAGAACACAGGAGCAAAGUUGUAGCUUUUAUUUGUCAUGUGAAUGUGCUCAUCAAAAUGUUUGGUUGGUACUCAGUGUAGCACAAACUAUGCAACUUACUCUGAUCAGUGGAAAUCAGGCAAAAACAGGUGCAGAAACAGGACAAAUUAUUAGUUGAAAUGAAAUUAUUGGUUGUUUGUGCCAAGUUUUACACAGAACAGUCACGUCCUCGUUAUGGAGAUUUUUUUUUCCCCCAUGUAAUGAAAAAUGUAAAGUUGAGGUCUCCUCUGGUCAGAUCCAGAGGACGGUAACCACCUUUUGAUUAGGAUAUUUCCUGUGUUUUGGGUUGCUUUAGGAAACGGUAAUUAAAUUAUUUCUAUCAAAAAAGACCACAGUUGGAGGUCAAUGACCACAUGAUUCAGGAACACCCGUCUCUCAUAUGUGCCAAGAUCCCCCCUACUUGUGUUCAUUUUUAUCUCUGUGGUGUCGUCACAACUGUUAGUGUGUUUGCAUGAUUGAAGUAAUCAGCGCAUUCAAUGAUGUAUUGGAUGUAUGAAUAUAUUCUAGCUUCGACAAAGGAGCUGUAACAGUGUAUGUACAAACGAUGCAUUCUUGUCAAUGCAGUUGUAUCAUUUAAAAAUGUGAUUUGUUUUUUUUUUUAUUUUGUGCAUUUUUAGAGAAUGGUUGUAACUGUAACAUUUGAAAUAUAAAAUAUUAAAUCGACUGUACGCCA
Acanthopagrus latus (yellowfin seabream) is the source of this 2320-nucleotide messenger RNA. RefSeq names its product KIAA1143 ortholog. The coding region runs from base 105 to 602 and encodes 165 amino acids. The record is from RefSeq and is a predicted model, not a curated record. Lineage: Eukaryota; Metazoa; Chordata; Actinopteri; Spariformes; Sparidae. The transcript is spliced from 3 exons.